GUUCAAGCAGAAACAUCUAAAAAUUCAUAAGGUAAAUAUCAAUAAUAAACAAAUUACAACACAGAAAUUAUUUUCAGCAAUCCCUAAGACCAUUUUCUGGGGAUCAAACAGCCUGUCAGAAUAAAUCAUAAGAUAUUGAACUCGUAAAGGGAUUUGAUUUCUCAAAGCUACUGAGUUGAAGACUUAUUCCAGAAUGACAGAGCAGAAGCAAAUCGCGCCCAUUCCACGCAUUGAACCAUAUAUACAACCAGUGAAUGGGAUCGUACAGCCGCCGGUGCUGCCUCUUCCCAACCGCCCUGGUAGAAAGACGAACGUGUUGGAGGAGUUGAAGAAGGUUUUAAAUUAUAUCUGGCGCAGCCGCUGGUCGCAGCACUUCAAGAAGCCAGUAGAUGCAAUUGCCCUGGGGAUCCCCGACUAUCACAAUGUGGUGAAACAUCCGAUGGACCUCUCGACGAUCAAGAAGCGAUUGGACAAUAAUUACUAUUGGCAAGCUGACGAAGCUUUGGAGGACUUUCAACUGAUGUUCGAGAACUGCAUGUUGUUCAAUCUGGAGGGCACUCCCGUAAAUAUGGCCGGAAAGGAAUUGCGAAGCUUGUUCUACACCAGACUGGUGUCGAUUGACUUCGACAACGAAGUGGAGCUGAAACCCAAGGAGGACAAGAAGAAGCGCAAGUUACAGUCGACCACAUAUUCCUAUUCCAAGGCCUAUCCCAGUGCCAUGGAAGUUAAGAGCGAAAUUCCACCUGCCCCCUUGGGGCCGAAUGUAAACUACGACCACAUCGAUGGCCAGAUAGAGCGAAAAUAUUGCGACCACUUCUUGAGGACCCUACGCAAGGAAAAAUACUUGCUCUCUACCUGGCCAUUUAACAACGGCGAUCUGUGGCGCGAGUAUGGUAGUAACAAGAAGUACGAUCACAAUGUAGAGGAGGUACUUGAUUGGCCCACUAUUGAGCACAGACUGAGAAUCAAGGAGAUCAAAGGCAUGAACGACUUUGAGACAACACUGAAAAAGAUGUACACGAAUGCCUUAAGAUGCUUCUCCACUGAAAUAACUGUUCGGGCUUCGGUGAAGAGAGCUCGUGAAAUAUUUGACGGACUCUUGCCGAGAUACAAAAAACAAAUUGCAGACGCAAAACACGAGAUCCGAUCUGUGGUAACCCGACGCCUUAAGAAUCUAUCCGAUGCGGAUGACUUUUGCGGAGAACUUCAAAAGAGGACUUCAACCGUCUUUGAAGAGAAUGAGAUACCGCUUGACGUUCCCUCGGUACAUAUGCCGUUCACAAAAACUGACAUACAAGGCACUUCUAAGCCAUUGAAUCAAGCAGACGAGAUCCCAGUUAAUCCACCCAGUAUCAUCUCUGCUGACAAAAUAAAUAAGAAUGCGGACAAAUUCAUUGUAACGGAAACCGCACCUAAUAACAAUAAUAACAAUAAGAAUGUGGCUGCCCGAAAGAAAACUAAAAAAACUUCGGAGCUACGUCCCCUAAUCUACGGAGGCAAGGAUAUAAAAGCAGUCGGCCCGAGGGAGAUAUCAAGAUUGUCCGCCAGCGACACCUCGAGCGUCCACAGUAGCAGCGAAGGAGCCGGCAUUUUAGACGACGAUGUAAAUGUAUCUGGGGAAGAUAGCGAUGCUUCCAUGUAAUAAACAUCCCGCUCGUUCAUACCAGUAUUUAUCCGAUCUUCGGAGAGACAACAAUUCAACAGCAUUAGAUAAUAAAAUCGAUGGAAUCCGAACCAAUCUGAGGACUCUUACAAAUGUACCUGUAACAACUGUCAAUAUUCAUACAUAUAUUGUAUUACAGACAUAAUAAAAUCGUCAUUUAUAA
Scaptodrosophila lebanonensis is the source of this 1826-nucleotide messenger RNA. RefSeq names its product SWR1 complex bromodomain subunit bdf1-like. The transcript has 2 exons. Gene Ontology annotation, cellular component: nucleus; chromatin. Gene Ontology annotation, biological process: chromatin remodeling; regulation of DNA-templated transcription. Bases 194 to 1642 code for a protein of 482 amino acids. NCBI's taxonomy places the organism in Eukaryota, Metazoa, Arthropoda, Insecta, Diptera, Drosophilidae. The record is from RefSeq and is a predicted model, not a curated record.